GAGGAUUACGAGGACGUUUGGAGGGAAAUCCAGAUUAUGCACCAUUUGUCUGAGAACCCACACGUUGUGAGGAUCAAAGGGACGUACGAGGAUGAUGCAAUCGUGCAUCUGGUCAUGGAUGUCUGCAGGGGUGGAGAGCUGUUCGACAGGAUUGUCUCUAAGGGGCAUUUCAGCGAACGAAAGGCGGCCGAGUUGAUGAAGACCAUUGCUGGGGUUGUAGAGGGGUGUCAUUCUCUUGGUGUCAUGCAUAGGGAUCUUAAGCCUGAGAACUUCUUGUUCGAUACCCCUGAUGAGGAUGCAAAGCUCAAAGCCACUGACUUUGGCUUGUCUGUGUUCUACAAGCCUGGUCAAUAUCUUUCCGAUGUGGUGGGCAGUCCGUACUACGUUGCCCCUGAAGUAUUACACAAAUUUUAUGGACCGGAGAUCGAUGUAUGGAGUGCUGGUGUUAUCCUUUACAUCUUAUUAUGCGGGGUUCCUCCCUUUUGGGCUGAAACGGACAAUGGCAUCUUUAAGCAGAUCAUGAAAGGUAAAAUAGAUUUUGAAUCUGAACCUUGGCCCUCCAUUUCGGAUAGUGCAAAGGAUUUGAUAAAAAGGAUGCUCCAGCGGGACCCCAGGCAGCGAAUAACUGCACAUCAAGUCUUAUGCCAUCCAUGGAUUGUGGACGACACAGUAGCACCAGACAGGCCUCUGGGUUCAGCAGUAUUGACACGUCUUAAGCAAUUUUCUGCCAUGAACAAACUUAAAAAAAUGGCGUUGCAUGUCAUAGCAGAGAGACUCUCCGAAGAAGAAAUCGGAGGGCUAAGACAAUUGUUCAAAAUGAUUGAUACGGAUGGCAGUGGGACCAUCACAUUUGAAGAACUCAAACAUAGUUUGAAAAGAGUAGGGCCUGAGGUGAUGGAGUCCGAAAUUCGGGAUCUGAUGAAUGCGGCUGACAUUGACAACAAUGGAUGCAUCGACUAUGGCGAAUUUCUUGCUGCCACUUUACACUUGAAUAAGAUGGAAAAAGAGGAGAAUUUGCUUGCUGCUUUCUCAUACUUUGACAAGGAUGCCAGUGGCUAUAUAACUAUUGAUGAGCUUCAACAGGCGUGCAAAGAUUUUGGUUUUGCUGAUGUUUGUUUAGAUGAAAUCAUCAAAGAAAUUGAUGCAGAUAAUGAUGGACGAAUUGACUAUGGGGAAUUUGCAACAAUGAUGAGAAAGGGAAACAGAGGAAUUGGAGCUAGAGGCAAUUUGAAUUUAAGUAUUGCAGAUGCCUUAGGAUCAAGGGAGGAGUAGAUCUACUACAAUGUUAUCUCUUGUUUUUUAUUGUACAGUUAAACUUUAUUCUUGCUCUUGCUCUUGCUCUCUCUUAGUUUACGAAUCAUUCAUAUUAAUAUUUGUAUAUAGAUUAGGACAACUUACCAAAUCCAAACUUCAAUGUAUUAUGAAAUUAGCAUAAUAAUCAUAUUAUGUCUUAUCUAUACCUCUAUAGUUGUGCUUGUUGACCGC
Molecule: messenger RNA, 1485 nt
Organism: Cuscuta europaea
Lineage: Eukaryota; Viridiplantae; Streptophyta; Magnoliopsida; Solanales; Convolvulaceae
Source: the annotation of a GenBank genome assembly